Messenger RNA from Agrilus planipennis (emerald ash borer), 1926 nucleotides. RefSeq names its product leucine-rich PPR motif-containing protein, mitochondrial-like. Gene Ontology annotation, molecular function: protein binding. The transcript is spliced from 9 exons. The record is from RefSeq and is a predicted model, not a curated record. Lineage: Eukaryota; Metazoa; Arthropoda; Insecta; Coleoptera; Buprestidae. Bases 44 to 1834 code for a protein of 596 amino acids.
UACAAAUUCUUCUAGAGAAAUAAGGAAAUUUGUUUAUUAAAGUAUGAUUAAAAUGUUUUCGUUAUUUAUUAGAGCAAGGUGUUUAAAACCAAUGGCUGUGAGAAUUAUGUAUAAUUGUUCCUGUGUUUCUCGUAAAAUUAGUGGUUCAAAUAAAAUUAGUGCUCCAACUGUGAAAUUUAAAGGAAAAUUGAUCAGAAAUAACGAUUUUAUAAUAAUUUCAUGCAGGAAUUUCAGUGUAAAUGAGAGUAUUGAAAGAGAGACCCCUUCUGCAAGUAAGGAAAACAUUAAACUGGUUAAUCUUGUAACAAAUUUACAUCGGAGUAUCAAUAAACAUGGUCGAGUUUUUCUAGAUCAAAUUUAUGAAGUUUUAAAUUCAAAUUUAGCUCAUUUAUCAGAAGAAGAUGCAGAUUUGUUGUUGCAGUGUUGUGGUCAUUUGUUGCCUGAUCAAAUACCUGAAGUUCGAGCAGCUCUUUGUGAUCAUGUAAAAGAGAAUUUAACAAAAACAGGAGUCCCUUUUAAUUACCACUUGUACAUUAGUGUUUGCACAGAAAAUCAGCAUUUGAUACAAUAUGAAAAUCUACUAGGAGAAGUAGAUAAAGCAGAUGUCAAGCUAUAUAAAUUAAUCUUAGAGAAUGUAUGUACAGCAGGAGACACUUUCAAAGCUAUUAAUGUGUUGGAAGAAAUGAAAAAGCAAAAUAUGCCUGCUGAUGAAGACACUUUUAAUUCAUUAGUCCUAGCACAUGCUAUAAAUGGUGGUCUUAAUGAUGCUAAUACUGUUUUGGAAACAAUGAGAAAUAUUGAUAUUUUUCCUUCAGUUUCCACAUAUGUAGCUCUGCUGACAGGUUUGGCAAAACGUGCUAGUGAAAAGCAGUUUGAAGCUGUUGUUGAACUUCUUCCUCCUAACAGUUUAACUGAGAAAAUGUUCCUUCAAAUUGUUCAGGAAUUAAGUCAAAAUGAUAAUCAGGAUUGGAUGAGACAUUUGUUUGUGAAAAGGGAUUUUACUGAUUUUUCAAAACAAAGUUUGAAGUAUUUGGAUAAUUUAUGUAUACACCUUAUUUACUUAGAGAAGCCUUUGACUGCAAUAACUAUAUAUUCUAAACUUGUCCAACAACAACCUGAUAUACUACAGGGGAAUUAUGGAAUGUUUUUGUUAAGGGAAAUGGUUAAAAAGGGAUGUAGUUCUAAAGAUAUUUUGGAAUCAGCUAAAAUACUUAAAGAAUUAAAUCUGAACAGUAUGGCCUAUGUUAAAGUUACUGAGACUGCUCUGAGAAGAAAUUAUCAUGUUAUUGCUUGGGAUUUGGUAAAAAAUAUGUCACCAUUGCGGCCCCACUAUUUUUGGCCCCUUUUAAAAAGUGCUGCUAAAGAAAAUGGAGAAGUAGGUGUCUGUGAAGCUAUAGGAAAAAUGAUGAAUUUAGGUGUUAAACCUGACGAAGAGACUUGGGAAUUAUAUAUAUUGCCCCACUGCGAUUUUAGUAAUCCUUUAGAUUUGAUGAACAGACUGAAAAAAAUGGGUUUUACUUCGAAAGAGUUGUUUACGCCAUUAAUAAAAGUUCUCAUAAGAAAAGAUGCAAUUCAAGAGGCUGUAAAAUUAGUUUCAGUUUAUGAUGGCCCCAUAGAUGCCAGCGCCUUAAAUAACUUAUCCAGGGCAUGGAUUAUUAAUAAAAAUGCCGAUAGUGUGGUACCUAUAUUGCAAAAAAUUUGUGAAGUGAACAGCAGACAAAUAGAUUGGGUGGGGCAGUUCUUGGAAAAAGUUUGCAGUUCCUGUAGAAGUGAAGACGACUUUAAAAAAUUUCGCGAGUUACUGAAGAUGCAUUAUCGAAUGUUGUUCAAUUAAAGUGUAAAGCAGAGAAAUUAAGGAAGAGCAUUGAUCAACUUAUAGACACCCUUUUGGAUGUAUCUUUCAAAACUGAAGAGCAUCAUAUUCCA